AGGUUUGUGAAAGGUGUGGUAUUAUUAUGGCGACCCCACAACCGACUGAUGAUGAGAUUCUGGCCCAACUGGCUGCUAUAAGGGAGGAGGAAUGUGCGUCCCUACCUCUAAUAUCAUCACCAAUCAGCGUAGUGGAUUUCACCGAAAAGAUCAGGAGUAGUGGUGCUCCUACCUCUUUCAUUGUGAAACUGGAGUCUCUGCCGAAGGAGAGCAAAAUAAGGCGAAUACGGCCAGAUGGGAAUUGCUUCUAUAGAGCAUAUGCUUGUGGGAUCCUGCAGAUCAUCAAGGACCACGGACAACAAACACUGCCUGACAACACAACACUGUCGGCUAGGUUCCGGACAUUAGUCUCGAAAGAAGGUCUACAAUGUUGCGAGGCGGCCGGCUACCCGAAAUUCACCGUGGAGGACUUCAUGGAAGCUUUCUUGGAGGAGAUUGACAAACUUGAUGACACUGGAACUACGGCAGCUGGCGAAAUCAGCAGUGACAACGACGCUUAUAUAGUCACCUUCUUGAGAUGCCUAUCGAGUUCCGUGCUGAAGCUCCACCGUGAGGAGUAUGCACCCUUCCUCAGUCCUGAGUACCCUACUAUUGACCAAUACUGUGCGACAGAGGUAGACCCUAUGUAUAGGGAGGCCGACCAGCUACCCAUCGUAGCACUAUCGCGGUUCCUCCAGUUCCCCGUGGAAAUAGUUUACAUCGAUCAAUCGCCAGAGACAACUCCAGCCAAGCACACCUUCCCUCCCACCAACCCCCUCAAUUUGCCAACAGUACGACUGCUAUACCGCCCUGGUCAUUACGAUCUACUUGUGUAAGCAACUGUCGUUUCC
Molecule: messenger RNA, 830 nt
Organism: Perkinsus marinus ATCC 50983
Lineage: Eukaryota; Perkinsozoa; Perkinsida; Perkinsidae
Product: Ubiquitin thioesterase protein OTUB1, putative
Exons: 8
Coding region: 27-815 (262 amino acids)
Biological process (GO): protein K48-linked deubiquitination
Cellular component (GO): nucleus
Molecular function (GO): ubiquitin binding; cysteine-type deubiquitinase activity
Source: RefSeq, a predicted model, not a curated record